GAUCACUUAUAAGGACGGAGCGGCUUGUAUGGAAUGGUGUUGUUAUCUUUAAGGAAAACAAGGUUUCACAAGUCUUACGGACAUGCUUAUUGAUAAAAAUAGUUUUUUCUUCAUUACUUGAGUUCUUUUAAGAAGAAAGUUUUGAUUAAGUGAAGGAAAUUGGAGUUAAGAAAUAUACGCUGCACAUUAAGCAAUAGUUUGCUUUACUCCAAGUUGCUUAAACAAAAUAUACAUAUAUAAAGGCAGAGGAAAAAAUAGAAAUAUUGACAUGUAAACUGAAACAAUAAAAAAUAAAAAAUCACAAUUUUUGCCUCGUGGAAAUAUCCUAUUUCUAGUAAAAGUAUAGUGUGACUUUUAAUUAUUUUCAUGACAUUUUAACACAAAUUUUGUCUGCAGAGUUUUCUUUCUUUUAAAUUUGAAUAAUACAUUAACAACAUGCUUGCCUUGCUCGGAAUCACCAUAUCACUGUUAGUGAGUGCUUCCUCGUUGCCCAUUACCGGGCCAAAUGAAUACGGGAUUAUCUUAGACGCCGGAAGUAGCAGUACCAAGAUCCGGAUAUACUCGUGGACGGACACUUUCCUCGAGGCGCCGAAGUUUGCGGAGGAGUUUUACUUUAAGGUGUCACCAGGAAUAGGCAGUCUUGGUGGUCAAGACGCGGAAAUAUUGGCGUAUAUGCAAAACAUUAUGGACGCUUUAAAAGAGGAAGUUCCGAAAGAGUUUUGGCCUACCACUUCUAUCUAUGUAAUGGCAACUGCAGGUUUACGUCUACUGCACGAGGACGAGACGGGCGCUAUCAUGGAUGACGUGCAAGCAACGCUAGGGAACCCGGAAGUGAACCCUUUCCGCUUCCUACCAGAGAACGCGCACAUCCUGUCAGGGGAGGAAGAGGCGUUGUUUGCCUGGCUGACCGUCAACUAUCUGACUGGCUUCUUUGUGGGAAACAGACAUUUCACCGACUCCUACGGCCUUAUUGAACUAGGAGGUGGUUCAGCUCAGAUCGCGUUUAUCCCUGACGACCCGAUAUAUGCUGGAAAGAUGCCGGCCACGAUCGCAGGAAGGGAGUACGGGGUCUACUGUCACAGCCACCUGUCAUAUGGGGCGUCUUUGAUUGCAGAGAGGAUCGUAGAGUAUCUUGUUCGAGAAAAUCCAUACGCCAAUGUAAUCGUCAACCCCUGUAUGCUUAAAGGUGAUUCAGCUAAUAACACGGUACUCGGGAAAGCGAUAGGUCUCGUUGGCGGCGGGAAUGCCUCCCUGUGCGAGUCGCUGCUUAACCACUUCCUGGCUACAGCAGAACCCGACAUGUGUUCACCCAAACCGUGUUCUAUAGGCCAGGUAUACCAGCCACCAGUAAAGGCGCGGACAUUCUUCACAUUUGGACUCAUCUACUAUCUGGCAAAGGACUUGAAAAUACUUGAUGGACCGGGCACUCUGGACCUCGCUAAGAUGCAGACUUUAGCUCGCGUCUACUGUCAGCAGAGUUACGAUGACGCCGUGUCAGUAUUGAACAUGUCGCCAAAGUACGCCUCCCGUAACUGCCAGGACGGCCUCUAUAUUCCCCUCCUCUUCUCCGCUCUCGGGUUCCAGCUCGACACACAGCAGGUCAUGGCCGCUGGCGAUAUCAACAAGUCGUCUGUUGCCUGGAGCCUGGGAGGUAUGCUGUACGAAGAGGAACGGAGCCGGUAUAUGGAGCUCACGGAAUCCAUCAUGGGACACGAGUCUACAGGACUCUAACUUAAAUUGCACACACAUUGAACUUUUAUCGCACAGAAUUGUGAAUUUCAUUAUUUUGUUUAUUUACGUUAAAAUUAUCCAUAUAAUUGUUAUUUUUUACGCCGUAUAUAUAGCUCGACGAUGGCGCUUUUUCAAUGGGAUGUAUAAUAAGUGGGCAGUAAUUAAAAUUGCUUUUUACUACCAUGUAUUCUAUUGUUUGGUGCAGAACAAUAGGUAAAACAUACGGAUGGUUUCAUAUAUUCUGACCAAAAGUCAUGAACAUAGGAUAAAUAGGUCAAAUUUAUAAAAGAAAAAAAAUGAAAUUGUGCUUUGGAAUUUAUGUUCAACUGUUUAUAGACUCGAGGUGACCCAUAUUCGUAAAUUGGUCGAGACAACAUGCAGCCAAGUUCUCUGACCAAAUUUCAUUCAUAACAAUUGGAUAAGAGCAACUGAAUUUAUAACGGGGAUUUCAUCCAAGAUUUGACCUUAUGACCUAGUUGAUGACAAGAAGUGACCUAUAUUCAUAACUUAUCAAGACAAAAUGCAGAUAAGUAUACUGAUUAAAUGCCAUAACAGUUGGAAAAUAACUUUUGCACUGUGACGGGGAUUCUUUUUCUAAGAUUGUACGUGCUCAUAUUAAUAUUUAUUCAAGUCAACAUGCAUACUUGUAAGUAUUCUGACUAACUUUCAUAACAACUGCAUUACGCAUAUUGAAUUUAUGACAUGCAAUAAAAACUUUAACGCAAAAGUGUUGGCGACAUACGCCCGCCCGGCUAACUACCCUCCCGGUUUUUGCCAUUGUAUGGAUAAAAAUAUCAGGCUAAUAACAAUUUCCCCCCGCAAACCUGAGAGAUCAUUGUUAAGUCAUAUCAACAUUGCGACCGCGAUGCAAUCUCUUCGUGCCGGUAUAAAUGGACAACCACAAUAAGGUUUCAGAGUUCAUAGAUAGGUUUCAUCAUGGUCGCCACAAGGUUUCAGCGCGGUAGCAAAACCAAAUCGGUUUCAGCCAGACGACUGAUUUGGUCGCUGAGAGAUUUUGGUCUCCUACGGGUCUAGACUGUUUGAAUUUAACCGCAGAUUGGUUUCAACUGUCAGACUAUCGGUUUCGUCAAGACAAGAGUGCUGAAUCUUUUGCAACCUUGUGGCUGAGAUUGACAAGUGCUAGGGCGCUUCAUCUGCGACCUGUUACCGCAGUGGUUUCCAAGCGUGUGCCGAUCGUUCGCCGUUGAGUUUGCAAUAUAUCACCAUUUAACCGAACUGUUUUUAAAUUCAGAAAUGUUCUGCUAUUAACAUGUUGACAACUCUCAAAUAAAUAACUUGAUUCGGAAAUACUUCUUUUAAUAAACAUUAUGUCUUAGUCGGUGAUCGAUCGACAACUAAUCAGCAAUCAAUCCUCUUUCAGUCGCUACUAGUCACAUAAGAUUUGCUGAGGCCAAUAAGAAAAUAAUUGCUAGAUUUUCAACAAUUUUUUUAACGGGGGCGGGGGUCGACAUUUUUUUAUUCUUCUAAGAUGACCGUUUCACCAUUGAUUAUGUUUUCUUAUUGCUUAUUACCAUGAACAAGUUGUAACAAUUCUCCUUAUUUACAUGUGAAUGUUAAACAUCGUAGCCGUUUGUAAGAAUAAACGUUGUUCCCAGUACCGGACCGAUACGCAAAUACACUUACUUUAUAGUCGCCUUAGAAGUUACCGAGUUCCGAGCCUUUUGCCGUGUCUGCGGUGAACAGUUGUCGAUACAUUGCCGAACAGUCACUGACAACGCUGUAUAAUCGGCGAUCUAACCCUGAUUCUGACUAUGGGCAAAAGUGGUUGCACCGCUCUCAGCGCUCGCUAAUAUGUCCUAUAUAAAAAUUGCCAGCAAGAGGUCGCAUCACGGUCGCAAUGUUGUGCCCCCGAGGCGUGACCGGGACUGAUUUGCAUACAUAUGCAAACAUUCCACAAGUUUGUUUAUUUUUUUGUUUAAAUUUGAGUUCAAAAAUGCAUUGUUCAUUCAGUUUGUUGUUGUUCUUUUCUUCUUCCACUGAAAUGUUGCCCGAGAUUAAUUUUCAAUGCGGUGUCGACAGAAGUGACUAUUCCAAUUCGUAAGGCAAAGAUACAGAGAAGUAAUCUGAGGAGAAUUUUGAAUUGACACUGUCCAUGCCUAUCAAUAACCUGGGAUUCUUUCUAAACAGGUUGUGUUCUAGUAUCUAAAUGUAACAAGAACGUACAUGUUCGUAGGUCGAUAGAAUUAAAGGAACCGUCACUGACCAUGCAAUAACGACGACAAGUAUAUGUGUACGAAUUAUGUUGAAUAAAACAUAAUUGUUUAAUAACCAAGUGUAUGUCUUAUCAUCUACAGCUUUCGGUGAUCUAAAUCUACAUUUUUAUUUUACUGAACAUAUUCUGAAAAUAAAUACAAUCCGACACUUUA
Mya arenaria is the source of this 4118-nucleotide messenger RNA. RefSeq names its product ectonucleoside triphosphate diphosphohydrolase 3-like. The transcript has 7 exons. The record is from RefSeq and is a predicted model, not a curated record. Gene Ontology annotation, molecular function: UDP phosphatase activity; GDP phosphatase activity. NCBI's taxonomy places the organism in Eukaryota, Metazoa, Mollusca, Bivalvia, Myida, Myidae. Bases 436 to 1731 code for a protein of 431 amino acids. Gene Ontology annotation, cellular component: membrane. Gene Ontology annotation, biological process: nucleoside diphosphate catabolic process.